AUGAGCUGCCUGCUGGGCUGUGGAUACUUCGAGGAAGUCGGAGGAUUCGGCGCGCGGGAGUACCGCAACAACGCCUUCUCAGACAUUCUCAAGCGAGACCACCCGUCUUCAAUGGCAGACGCCGUUGGGUUCGUAGGCGACGAGGGCUUCAGGGCGGCGUCUCGCCUUCUCGACUCUGCCAAGAUCCGAAAGGAUGAAAACGGACAGGUCGUUAAGAGCCUGCCUGCGGUUAACCUGGCUUUCGGGUUUCAAGAGCCUAUUUUCGAAUGGAUGUCUAAACCGGAAGAAGCAUGGCGCGGUCAGCGACUUGGGAAAGCUAUGCAACAGCUGCACCGAAUGUCCAAUGGCAAUGUAGGAAUAGAUUAUCCAUGGAGCACGCUCACCUCGCCCAUCAUCGACGUGGGGGGUGGAAUCGGAUCUUUAGAGUUAGCUCUCCUGGAAGACCAACGCAAUAUUCAUCUGAAAUUUGUCAUCUUCGAUAUCCCCAAUACUACAGAAAACGCAGCCAAGUUGUGGAGUACUCAGUCGACCUCGAUGCUCUCCCGAGUCUCGUUCAUGGCCGGGGAUUUCUUGGCUCCGAUCCCUUCGGACACGAAUAUCCCGAAAGGCCAGCCAACAUAUGUCGUCCGUCAUGUCCUACAUGACUGGACCGACGAUGAAGUUGUAACCAUAUUGAGCAAUGUCCGGAACGCCAUGGCCACCAACAGUCUGUUGUUAAUCUGCGACAUGCUUCUCCAGGCCAACUCCAGCAGAUUUGUCCGCGCAACGAGCAUGCAGUUGCUAGCCCUCAAUAAUGGCAUCACCAGGACUGAAGGUGAUAUGAUACAUUUGCUGGAGAAGGCAGGCUUUUCGGUUAGGAAGGUUCAUAAGAUGAGAGCCGUCGAUUCCAUCAUCGAAGCAGUUAUCACCUAG
Molecule: messenger RNA, 912 nt
Organism: Gloeophyllum trabeum ATCC 11539
Lineage: Eukaryota; Fungi; Basidiomycota; Agaricomycetes; Gloeophyllales; Gloeophyllaceae
Product: S-adenosyl-L-methionine-dependent methyltransferase
Exons: 4
Coding region: 1-912 (303 amino acids)
Molecular function (GO): O-methyltransferase activity
Source: RefSeq, a predicted model, not a curated record